Sciurus carolinensis (gray squirrel) is the source of this 4898-nucleotide messenger RNA. RefSeq names its product baculoviral IAP repeat containing 3 (gene Birc3). The record is from RefSeq and is a predicted model, not a curated record. The transcript has 9 exons. The coding region runs from base 2539 to 4422 and encodes 627 amino acids. Gene Ontology annotation, biological process: regulation of apoptotic process. Lineage: Eukaryota; Metazoa; Chordata; Mammalia; Rodentia; Sciuridae.
GGAGGCGUGGGGGAGUCGGGGCGAGGCUUUUAAAAGCAGCACGAGACUCGGACCCGCCCGAAACAGGCCAAGCGACAGGUGUACUUGGGAAGACUCGGUUGCUCCUCGCUGGUGCUCGUCGGCCUCGGCGGCGAGGGCUGCUAUUUACAAAGGACACAGACUGUUUUACUACUUCUAACUUUUUUCCAGUUUCUUCUAUAAAUCAAAACAUCUCAAAAUGGAGGCCUAAAACCCUUAAAAGGGACCCAGUCUAAUCUCGGGAGGUAGUUUUGUGCAUGAACAAAUUAAUAAAGUUAACUGGCCUUUAGGUAUAGUAUCCAAAGAAUGUUAAUUUAAAAAAAUCUAAUUAUAUGAUCUGUAACUAUAAUGAUUUUGAAUUUGAUUUGUAGAAGUAUAGAAAUUGGGGCCUAGGGUUGAAGCACUCUUUUCAAAGUUAGCUAGGCAAUCUCCUACUAGCUGUUGUUAGAGUAGAAAAAAGUACCUGGGUUUGGCUGAAUUUAAAAAUGAGUGACAGUUACCUGAACCAAGAGCUGAUAUUCCACUGUCUGCAAGAAUAGAGAAAUAUGCAAAUGAAAUGUUUGACACAAUAAAAGACAAUGACAAAGAAUGUCAAGAACAAAACAUUUUAAUAAGUACAACAAAUUUAGAGGAAGUAGGAAAGAUAAACAUGAUGAUUGGUGAAGAAAUUAUCACGUAGAAGGCCAUUGAUAUUUUAAAAGUCUAAAUUUUAGUUUUUUCAAAUAAGCUGUUAUCUCUGAGAAUGACGAGAAUAAGAAUGAUGGCUAGGGCUGGGGAGAUAGCUCAGCUGGUAGAGUGCUUGCCUUGCAAGCACAAGGCCCUGAGUUCAAUCCCCAGUAACACACACAAAAAAAGAAUGAUGGCUAAAUGGUUACAUAUUUUUUUCAGAAGAGAAAUUUAUAUAAAGACAACUUUUUUAUAGCAAUGUGUAACAAUUUUGACCAUGGGAAGGCAUAGUGAAGUUGGCCACAAUAACUUACUUUGGAGGAAAUAAUCAUUGGUAACCACUAUGAAGUUUCUUCUGCUGCCUGGAAACCAAGUAUAAAAACAAGCAUUGAAAUCUGCACUAGAAAACCCCAACAUCUGUGGGCUCAAGGAAACCAUGCUUGCCAACCACUGGUAAAACAAACAAACAAACAACAACCACAACAAAAACCCCACACAGUGAUAUAUUAGUCAUUGCUAGUAUUAUUGACACAGAACCUACUUAUUAAUAACUUAUAAGUCAUAAUUGAGAAAUUCUAAAUUUUGAGGUUUCUGUGGUUCACAUGAUAAUUUUUAUUUUAUUUUUUGUCAUGAUAAAUUCUGGUUCAAGGUACACUGUGAAAUAAUUUCUGUCCAAAACCAAAUUUAUACAAUUUGAUGAUUCAUCUUAGCAUGUAGACUUGGCAUUUCGUAACUUUUGAUUAUUUUAAAAAUUAAAUCCACUACCAGAGAAAAUUUGAUGUAUCCUGAAUAUAAUAAUGAAAUUCAAUAUCAUUAUUGGUGGUUUGUGGCAGUCUUCAUGUUCAGCACCUUCUAUCAUAAUUACCAAGGGUACUUCCUGAUUCUGGCCAAUUAUAUCAUUAGAACAAAGGAAUGGUAACAUUGAGUUGCCUCAAUGGCAUGAAACUGAGUCCAAAAGACCAAAUGAGCAGAUACAUUAGUCUCUGAUGAUUUAUUUAGAUAGAAUGUUUAAUUUUUUAAGAUUUCAUAUUUUUUUGUAAUAAAUAUUGAAACCAGGUUUUAAUGGCAGCCAAUUCUGUUAUUACUUAAUCUUUAGAGGGAAACUUUAGAUUGUUUUGUUCUCCUUAUUAAAAUGAUCAUAGAAGAAAGAAUUACUUAAUUUGAGAACGAUUUGGGAUAAACCAUAUUCCACUGAAUCUAAGAUGCCAUCACUUAUGAGACAUAUUAUUAUUUUAUGUAUCUCUAAGAAAUAAAAGUGUUGUUAACUAAAAUAUGCCAUUGAUUUUAAAUUACCUCUUGAUAACAGACAUCAAAUCGAGUCUUUAAUUAAAUCAGUGACCUAUGGUAAUGUCGUCUUUUCUUCCUAUGAGAUAUGAGAUCUAUAUAUAUGCUUUUUUUUGGCUACCAAAUUUUAUAAUUUCCAAAAAAACACACACAAAAAAUAAACAUACUUUGACUAUUUUUUUGUAUGAUGCUUAUGGAGCAUAGCUUUCCACCAUGAAAAGCUAGCAAUUGUGAGACAGACACUUCUGCAGGUUGGUGAAGGCCACUCACUGCUGCACCCUGGCGGUCUGCAGAUGCUAACCUAGUUGUGGAGAUGCCUCCUGGUAACCUAAAACACUUUAUGCCUCUAGGAAGGGUUUUAAUUUUCAUCACAGGUUACUAUGUAACAUCAUAUUUACAUUGUAUGUAUAAAUAUUAUACAAAUAUGCAGUUGUAACUGUCCCUUAACAUGUAUCAGUGUAGGAUUUAGACUCUCUCCAUGCUGAAACCCUAAACACAGAGAGGAAAGAAUAAAAAAGUUCUCAUUUUAGAUGUUCCACCUAGAAGUAAAACUGAUAAAAUAAAAAAACCAUGCACAAAACUACCUCCCCAGAGGAAGACUGGUCCCUUUUCUUCCUCAUCCAUUUCAUUAUGAACAUAGUAGAAAAUAGCAUCUUCUUAUCAAAUUUGAUGAAGAAUGCCAACACAUUUGAAUUGAAGUAUGACUUUUCAUGUGAACUGUACCGAAUGUCCACAUAUUCGACUUUCCCAGAAGGGGUUCCUGUCUCAGAAAGGAGUCUUGCUCGUGCUGGUUUCUAUUACACUGGUGUGAAAGACAAAGUCAAAUGCUUCUGUUGCGGCCUGAUGCUGGAUAACUGGAAACAAGGAGACAAUCCUAUUGAAAAGCAUAAAAAGUUGUAUCCUAGCUGCAGCUUUGUUCAGAACCUAAAUUCAGUUAAUUCAAAAGCUACUUCUCAGCCUUCUCUUUCGCCUUCUUUUUCUUCUUCAGUAACAAAUUCCACACAUUCAUUACUUCCAAGUCUGGAAAACAGUGGAUAUUUCAGUGGCUCUUAUUCAAGUUUUCCAUCAAAUCCUGUCAACUCCAGAGCAAAUCAAGAUUUUUCUGCCUUGAGGAUGAAUCCCUACCAUUGUGCAAUGAAUACCGAAAAGGCCAGAUUACUCACUUAUCAAACGUGGCCAUUGACCUUUCUGUCACCAACAGAUCUAGCCAAAGCAGGCUUUUACUACAUAGGACCUGGAGAUAGAGUGGCUUGCUUUGCCUGUGGUGGAAAAUUGAGCAAUUGGGAACCAAAGGAUGAUGCUAUGUCAGAACACCUGAGACAUUUUCCCAACUGCCCAUUUGUAGAAAAUCAGUUUCAAGACACUUCAAGAUAUACUGUUUCUAAUCUGAGCAUGCAGACACAUGCAGCCCGCUUUAAGACGUUCUUUAACUGGCCUUCCAGUGUUCUGGUUCAUCCUGAGCAACUUGCAAGUGCGGGUUUUUAUUAUGUGGGUCACAGUGAUGAUGUCAAAUGCUUUUGCUGUGACGGUGGACUGAGAUGUUGGGAGUUGGGAGAUGAUCCAUGGGUGGAACAUGCUAAGUGGUUUCCAAGGUGUGAGUACUUGAUAAGAAUUAAAGGACAAGAAUUCGUCAGUCGAGUUCAAGCCAGUUAUCCCCAUCUGCUUGAACAGCUGUUAUCCACCUCAGACACUCCAGAAGAUGAAAAUGCAGAGACACCAAUUGUUCAUUUUGGACCUGGAGAAAACCAUUCAGAAGAUGCUGUCAUGAUGAAUACACCUGUGGUUAAAGCUGCUUUGGAAAUAGGCUUUAGUAGAAGUCUGAUAAAACAGACAGUUCAGAGUAAAAUCCUAACCACUGGAGAGAAUUACAGAACCGUCAGUGAUCUUGUAUUAGAUUUGCUUAAUGCAGAAGAUGAAAUAAGGGAAGAGGCGAAAGAAAGAGCAACUGAGGAAAAAGAAUCAGAAGAUCUAUUAUUAAUCCGGAAGAAUAGAAUGGCACUUUUCCAACAUUUGAUUUGUGUAAUUCCAAUCCUGGAUAGUCUACUAAUUGCUGGAGUGAUAAAUGAACAAGAGCAUGAUGUUAUUAAGCAGAAAACACAGACUUCUUUACAAGCAAGAGAACUGAUUGAUACCAUUUUAGUAAAAGGAAAUACUGCAGCCACUGUAUUCAAAAACUCUCUACAAGAAACUGACCCUGUGUUAUACAAGCAUUUAUUUGUGCAACAGGACAUAAAGUGUAUUCGCACAGAAGAUACUUCAGAUCUGCCAAUGGAAGAACAAUUGCGGAGACUACAAGAAGAAAGAACAUGUAAAGUGUGUAUGGACAAAGAAGUGUCCAUAGUGUUCAUUCCUUGUGGUCACCUAGUGGUAUGCAAAGAUUGUGCCCCUUCUCUAAGAAAAUGUCCGAUUUGUAGGGGUACCAUCAAGGGUACAGUUCGUACAUUUCUUUCAUGAGGAAAGUCCAAAACUUUGUCUAAACUCUAGAAUUAAUGAAUGAAGUGUAUUAUGAUUUUAACAUUUACACUCAUUUGGUUUCCUUAAGUUUAUUUAUUUAUUUGCAACUUGGAAAAUUUUGUCUUAUGUAAAUAUAUUUAUGUAAAUAUAUACCUAAAGUACACAAACAAAACCAAGAGAAUGAUGACUUUUGUUCAUGGGAACAAAAAAAUAGGAAUAGCACUACAAACAUAAUAUUAAAAGUUUCAGCAUUAUUGAAGUUAUAAAUGAAGCACGAUUUAAGAUAUUUGAGUUUAACUUCCAGGAUUUUUAACAUCUUGAAGUUGUAUUAAGAACCAGGAACAUGGACUCUUUGUCUUUUUUGAUCAGUGUUUAUACACAGAAGGUCUUAAUAUUGGUCAAAUGACAUUUUGGGGACAUGGCAUUUUUGCAAAAAAAAAAAUGUGAGGAACAAUUUAAUAAAGCAAUGAAAAUUA